Molecule: messenger RNA, 2250 nt
Organism: Hipposideros armiger (great roundleaf bat)
Lineage: Eukaryota; Metazoa; Chordata; Mammalia; Chiroptera; Hipposideridae
Gene: ZC2HC1C
Product: zinc finger C2HC-type containing 1C
Exons: 4
Coding region: 215-1804 (529 amino acids)
Source: RefSeq, a predicted model, not a curated record
AGCUGAGAGCGCCUGCGCGGCGGUCGGUUGGUUGGGGUUUGGGCCAGCAACCUAAGUCUUGGGGUUGCCGGUGAGCGGGAAUUGUCCUGGAGAGCCUCAGCUCUUUCCAGUAGCUGUUCCCACUGGCUAUGGAGUACACCGUGUGUGGCAAGCGCAUCACUGUAUGGCAGAGGCUGGUACUGGUAUAAAGGAAAGGCUUCAGUCCAGGCCCUGAAUGGCUGGUCUCCAGUUGGCUCCACUUCUGCCUGUGGGCAUUAUGCUCCCAUAUAAUAAAACAGAUGCCCCAGGGCUCCAUUCAGCUAAGCAAGACCCCUAUGUAAAAGGGGACUCUUCCCAGCGGUCCUCGAUGGGGCACCUGAGGUACAAUUCCCAGCAGAAGCUUUUGAGCAACAAUGAGCUGGCGCUGGAUAAUCUGUACACUCCCUCCAAAUGGAAUGCCUGCACAAACGCCCAGAGCUACUGCUAUCCCCACUGUGCUGGAAUCAGCCAGCAAAAUCCAAGAAGCAAUCUCUGGGGCCAAGCAAAGGGUUGGUUUUACUUAUCAGGCUCUCAAUCCCAGUCUCAAAAAGCAAAUAACCAGGAAUUCAUCCCAUUUACAAAGAAACGAAUUGGAGUGGACCGGGCCUACCCACUGAAACCCAUAUUUCAUCGGAAGUCUCGUAGUACACGGAGCUCUGGCAUGGAGGGGGACCAGAAUGUCUCUCCGAGACCCCCUGAACCAAGAGAGUUUUCAUACAGCAGCUUUGGCUCCAGGAACUGGGCGAAUUCAUCUGUGGUUGGUACUGUCACUGCCACGCAGGAGGAGAGGGCCAUGGCAAACUGCCACAGGACUGAGUGGACGCAGAUCCAAAGACUAGAAGCUGCAGGGGAGAGUUUAGAGGAGGAAAUCCGAAGAAAAGAGACCCUCCUAAGGGAAAAGCUCAAGAAGACAGAGGAGGAGCUCCGAAGGAUCCAGAAGGAAAAGGAACAGGCUGAGGAAGAUGAAAAAAAAGAGCAACAGAGAAUGACGUUUUCCAGGAGGAGAGGUAAAGAUCAUAGCAACGCUGCGUACAAACCUAUCUUCUCCCCAGAAUACAGGUCUAAGGAGGUCUUCAAUAGAGACAGGGGAGAGGAUGAAACUUGGGGACGCUCUCCAGAAAAUUCUAGUCCAUUCCAGUUCUCUGAUCAUGGGAUACAGAAGCUCAAAAGGGAAAGACUAAUGGCAAGCAAUAACAAAAUCCGAGACCGUGUCUCGGGGCCGUUGAAGAACUUGUCUCAGCCUUCAGAAGCGCCAGGCAGUGCUUUGCCAGGAUCCACAAGCCAUUCUAGUUUGUCUAAGGCACCAGACUCCUCAGGUUCCAGCUGUUCCACUCAAGAGCCGGAACUUGGCAAGUGCAGCCACUGUGGACGCAAGUUUCUCUUGCUCAGGCUGGAGAGACACUCCAACGUCUGCAGCAGGAUGCAGGGCUCCAAGAGGAAAGUGUUUGACUCCUCCAGGGCCCGGGCCAAGGGCACAGAGCUAGAACAGUACUUGAACUGGAAGGGACCAGCCUCAGUUAAGGCUGAGCCUCCUCGGAAGAGCAACUGGAGACAGAAACAUGAAUCUUUCAUACGUACCCUCCGUCAGGCUCGAGAAGUCCAGCAGGUGAUUGCCAAAGAAGGCCACCACUCAGACUUGCCUCCCAUCCCGCCUGCAGAAAAUCCAGACUAUCUUCAGUGUCCUCACUGUAGCCUUCACUUUGCUCCUAAGGUGGCUGAGAGGCACAUUCCCAAGUGCAAGACCAUCAAGAGCCGUCCUCCACCCCCAAGGAAGCAUCGCAGUUGAGCAAACAACAGUGGAAAUCUCCAUAGUUUAGAAAGCUCUGCUUCUCUUCAGCUGUAAAUGGGAGAAUCAUUUGAUGUAACACAGAAACAACCAAAACUUUCCACAUCUCCCAGAUAUGCCUGCAGAGCUGGUAUCAGUGAGGAGACCCAUUGCUAAGCAGCAGUAGACAAAAGGAAGCCUCAGCUUCCCACUAAAUUACCAGCCCAGGCUGGUGUGUCUUAUGUUAUUGCCCUAAGAAUUGAUGGGUGAAGACACGGGUAGCGAGCAGGCUACAUUAAAACUCUCCUCUCACAAGCUGACUUGUGGUUUGUGCUAGUUAAGUGCCUGCAUCUGCUCUGCCUUCUUGCCACUCACUGGCUCUGCAUGUUUGUCUGUGGUUCCUGUUAACUAUUCUUGCUCUUGCAAGAAGUUGGCUCAUUAGGAUGUUUGUGCCAGGGUCACGGUUA